AUGGCACCUCCGUACUCCCUCUUUCUCCACACGCUCAUGGCGGCGUACCAGCUCCGGGGACAGCACUCUGGCCGGAGCCGGCAAGAGGGGGAGGACGGACACUGCACCCGCCGCGCCAAGCAAGAAACCGCUCACCUAGGCCCGUGCCAGUGCCAGUCAGACCGGCACGGGGCCAGCAGCGCCGCCACCACGCUUGCCGCCAACCCAAUCCUAGUGGAGGAGGAGCCCGCAGCAGGCGAAAUCGAGCCCGCAACGGACAGCCUGGCAGCAGGAGCCGGGACAGAGGGGGACAAGGCUCCCCUCACACGCACGGCGGCCCCGCAAGGCCCUUUUGCGCCCACAACAAGGGCGGACACAGCGGUGAUCGACCUCACCUCUGACAUUGAGGACGUAGGGUUGAGGGAGAAGCCGGAGGCGGCUCCUGCGCCAAGCUCCGCCGCGCCGGAUACAACGGCGGCGGUGCCCACCGUCGCUACCGGGGCGGAGCUCAGCGGCGCGUCCCUGGCCUUGCAGGCCGGAGGCGCGGGUCCCGCAGCCGCCCCGCAGGAGACGACUCCUGCCCGGGGCGCGGCCCUCCCGCCAGACCCGCAACCCAUGGGCGCGGGUGCGGGGAAAGAAGUGGCAGGGGUGCAGCAAGUGGCUCCCAUGCAAGCGGACGAUGCUCCCCCCGGCCAGACCAUGGCGGCAGGGGCCUCGUCAUCGUCCGCCACCACCUCCAGCCCAGACUUCGGCAUACUUGCCGGGGCGACUUGGGACCCAAUCACCUGGGACCCAAGCAUCUACGAUCAGGGGCAUCAAUUCCUCGAUGCCAUCAAGGAGCAACAGCUGGCGUUCAUCACCUCGUUCAACAAGGUGAGGGAGCUCCACGAGCUCGCGAAGAGCCAACUCGACGAAGUGUGGCGAGACGUCGAGAGAGAGCGGCAGGAGCUCUCCCGGCUACGGAAAUGA
Brachypodium distachyon (stiff brome) is the source of this 948-nucleotide messenger RNA. RefSeq lists its product as uncharacterized. The coding region runs from base 1 to 948 and encodes 315 amino acids. The record is from RefSeq and is a predicted model, not a curated record. Lineage: Eukaryota; Viridiplantae; Streptophyta; Magnoliopsida; Poales; Poaceae. The transcript is spliced from 4 exons.